This is a messenger RNA of Populus euphratica (Euphrates poplar), 1621 nucleotides long. RefSeq lists its product as uncharacterized. The transcript has a single exon. The record is from RefSeq and is a predicted model, not a curated record. The coding region runs from base 243 to 1436 and encodes 397 amino acids. NCBI's taxonomy places the organism in Eukaryota, Viridiplantae, Streptophyta, Magnoliopsida, Malpighiales, Salicaceae.
CAUCCGCUCCCUCGUAUAUAACUGCGCAACUGUCUCUUUAUCUUACAAAAAACAAAGCCUCUCCUUCUCUGACUUCUUCCUCUCUUCCUCCGUUCUCCCCUCGCACUCCUAAAAACGCAAACACAAACACAAACACUGCUUAUCCACCAUUCUUCAAGAAAAAGAAAUAGAAAAAAGCACCAUCAAUCACUUGUGUUGUUUCCUUCUAAAAUCUUUAUCCAAAAAGAAAAAAAAAAGUGAAGAUGCCUGCUACAGAGCACCAGCCAUCAUUUCUUGGCAGAAUCAGCAUUAGAAGAAAUCAGGUAACUGCUAUGGAUGGUAACCAUGAGCAAGAGCUAGAAGACUUGGAGCUUUUUCAAAGACACAUCGGUGAUCGUUUUGCUGAAUUACUAUCACCUCCUGAUAAUCAAGAUUCUCCUUUCUCUGGCGAGUCAUUUCUCUCAAUUUCUUGGCUAAGAAAACUAGUCGAUGUUUUACUGUGCUGUGAGGCAGAAUUCAAAGCUGUUUUAAUUAUGGGGCGUGACCCUUCUCAAAUAUCUAAACCACCUUUGGAUCGUUCACUAAGUGAUUAUAUGGAGCGUGCUGUUAAAGUUCUUGACAUUUGUAAUGCGGUUUCUGGUGGGGUUGAUUCUAUUCGCCAAUGCCAAAAAUUGGCUGAGAUUAUUGUUUCUGCUUUAGAGCAGAAACCAAUUGGUGAUGGUCAAGUUAAGCGAGCUAAAAAGGCUUUGAGUGCUUUGAUGUCUGCUUUGGCAAUUGAUGAUAAAGAAAGUAAUCAUCCAAGGUAUGCAGAGAGAACUUGGUCUUUUGGAAGGAGAGGAAAUAACAGUGGGGGUAAUCAUAAGGACCGAGCUAAUCAUGGCUCCUUUCGAUCUUUAUCAAUGGUUGUGGCUAAAAACUGGUCUGCCGCAAAACAGAUUCAGGCCAUGUGUUCUAAUUUGGCGGUACCGAGAGGCGGAGAAUCAACAGGGUUGGUUCAGCCAGUUUAUAUAAUGAGUAAUGUUAUGGUUUUUGUGAUGUGGGCUCUUGUGGCUGCGAUACCAUGUCAAGAAAGGAGUGGGUUGUUGACUCAUUUUCAGAUUCCAAAGCAAUUUGGGUGGGCACAUAGCAUAAUUGGGAUGCAGGAGAAGAUUGGAGAGGAAUGGAAAAAGAAAGAGAAGAAAGGGUCAGCUGGAUUGCUAGAGGAGAUGCAAAGGAUGGAGAAGUUGGGGCAGAGUUUGAUUGAAUUUGCUGAUGGAUUCCAAUUUCCUGCGGAGGAUGAGAAGUUGGAGGAAGCGGCUGCACAGGUGGCGGAGCUGGCAGAGAUUUGCCGGAGAAUGGAAGAAGGAUUGUUGCCUUUACAGCAGCAGAUCAGAGAGGUGUUUCAUAGGAUUGUAAGGAGCAGGACAGAGGUACUUGAUUUGUUGGAUCAUGGGAAAGUUUCUCAACCUAUAAUAUAAUGCAAGUCCGGACUUUUGUCCAAGAUGGGGACUUGAAAGUUUGAAAAUAUUUUAGGUACUUUCGCGAUUGCAGGUUCAUGUGGGUAGAUGAACAUGGGCAUAUGUUGAACGUCAAUGUGAUUCUUCAUACAGGUUUUUUUUUUUUUUCUUUUUCCCCCCUCGUUACUGGAGAUUAUAUGGCUCCA